Kluyveromyces lactis is the source of this 1113-nucleotide messenger RNA. It is a transcript of the gene ARC40, whose product is annotated as Arc40p. Gene Ontology annotation, molecular function: actin filament binding. NCBI's taxonomy places the organism in Eukaryota, Fungi, Ascomycota, Saccharomycetes, Saccharomycetales, Saccharomycetaceae. Gene Ontology annotation, cellular component: actin cytoskeleton; Arp2/3 protein complex. The record is from RefSeq and is a predicted model, not a curated record. The coding region runs from base 1 to 1113 and encodes 370 amino acids. The transcript has a single exon. Gene Ontology annotation, biological process: Arp2/3 complex-mediated actin nucleation.
AUGUCUGAUAUCGCUGCUCAAUUCAAAUUGGUCAAAGGAUCUAUUUAUUCUCACUGUUUCAAUCAGGACAGAAGCCUUUUGGCAAUCACCUAUGAUACUGAUUGUUACGUUUACAAAGUCUCUGCUGCAAAGCAACCUCAAUUGGUAGCAGUACUACCAGAUCACGACAAGACUGUUACUGCUGUUGAUAUUUCUGUUCACGGUCGUAUUGUAACUUGUUCACAAGAUCGUAAUGCCAUUGUGUGGGAGCCCUUAUCUAAUGGUACUUAUAAGCCAACUUUAGUCUUAUUGAGAAUUAACAGGGCCGCAACCUGUGUUUCAUGGGCUUCAUCCGGUUACAAGUUUGCAGUCGGUUCUAGUGCUAGAAUCAUUGCUGUGUGCUACUACGAGCAGGAGAAUGAUUGGUGGGUUUCCAAGCACAUCAAAAAACCUAUCAAGUCCACUAUCAAUGCCUUGUCAUGGCACUCAAAUUGUGUCCUUUUGGCAUGUGGUGGUACUGAUGGUUACGCUCGUGUGUUUUCCGGUUUCAUUAAGGGAUUGGAUACCAAGGAACAAGUUGCUGGCUCUCCAUGGGGUGAGAAAUUCCCAUUUGGUUCUUUGGUUAGAGAAUGGUACCAGGGUGCCUGGAUCCACGAUAUCAAAUGGAGAUCUUCCAUCGAUAAGGUCGCAUUUGUCACCCACGAUGGUUCCUUGAAUAUCACUGAUUACACUGACGAUAUUAAGAGUGUAGACAACCCAGAAGGUCUUCCAUUCAUCACCUUAUGUUGGAUCAAUGAUCAUGAAAUUUUAGCAGCUGGUUUCUCAAAUCAUCCUGUUUUGUACAGCGAAGGUUCAAGGGGUUGGGAAGUGUCCAAGAUUUUGGAUAGCCCAGUUAAGAGUGCUGGCAAAUUGGUAGCAUCAACUGGGGAUGAUGAAGAAGAAGGUGCCUUCGGUAUGUCCGCAUUGAGAAAGUUCAAGGAAUUGGAUUUGAAGGGUAAAGUUAGCCAGCAAGAAGAGAAAUCUACCCAUGUGAACUCAAUUACAGAAUUGGCUGCUUACAAGGAAUCUAACAACAACGUCACUCAAGUUUCUUCUGUUGGUUUGGAUGGUAAACUUGUUAUAUACAAGUUGUAG